Messenger RNA from Heterobasidion irregulare TC 32-1, 411 nucleotides. RefSeq lists its product as uncharacterized. Lineage: Eukaryota; Fungi; Basidiomycota; Agaricomycetes; Russulales; Bondarzewiaceae. The record is from RefSeq and is a predicted model, not a curated record. Bases 1 to 411 code for a protein of 136 amino acids. The transcript has a single exon.
AUGCGCGGGUCUCCUGUCCUUCUGUGCGAUUUCCCCGCAAAGAUGGAUCGCCGGGCCUCGCCCGCGCGCGGUGCGGUGCGGUGCGGUGCGGUGCCGAUUGGGUCGCGCCCAGCGCUGGCUGGCGCAGCUGGCGCAGCCGGCCCAGCUUGGUUCAGCUUGGUUCAGCGUGUUCAGCCAGCCGACCGAUCGCGAAUUUGCGUCGGCUCGGGCGUUAUCGAGGACAGCUAUUGGGGUCAGCUCAGCGGGUGUUGCUCGGGACCGACGGUCGGCUGGGGUGGGGUGGGAUACUGGAGUGGUGGGAUGGCGCGGGAUGGCGCGGGCGCCGUGCGCAAGUUUCCGCGACGGAAGGCGGAGAAGUGGCGGAGUACUGGCAGAGAGUUGCCAGUCGAUCGCGACGGGUCCGUUUACUGA